AUGGACUGUCAAAAUCGACUUCACAUCGAGGCAUACGACUCUUGGUCCUUGCUCCCAUGUGGGAUAGGCCACAGCCACAUAAGAGGUGAUGUGAGCACCGGCUUGAGCCACAUCCACGAUACGCGGAGCGACACUCCGAAUCUGCUCAGAUAUGAAGAUCUUGAGCUUUCCGACCCGGACAAAAUGGAGUCAUUUAUGAUGGCUGUGGUCGGGUCACAUCACGAGAAGAGCAUUACAACAAGUCUUGCCGCCUGCCAUGAUAGUAUUCACCCAACCGUGACUCGGCCACCGCUCGCAAAAAGAGGACGAGUCAAGGCCGCCUCUGACCACGGAUCGCCGUUGCCGGACAUGAUGAUGGACAUCUCAGGAGAACGUCGGCGCGCUCAAAACCGUGCUGCUCAACGCGCACACCGGGACCGCCAAAAACGCUAUGUUGCUCAGCUCGAGAAGAGAUUCUUCGCCCUCCAGGCCAGCUACAACCAUCUGAACGAGAAGUACAAGACCGUACAGAAGGAGUACGAGGCCUUAAUCAGCUUUGUGCGGUCUCAGCAGAUACCGACGGAUUCACCCUUUCUAAGGACAAGCGCUGAACCUACCCUGACAUUUUCUUCGCCGGACCUGGAACCGCUUAGUGAAUUCUCGAAGUGCGAGCAAGAGCUCGAUCGUGUGCUGGCAUUUCGAGAUGACAAAAGUCCUUCGCCAACACCGUGA
This is a messenger RNA of Cladophialophora yegresii CBS 114405, 711 nucleotides long. RefSeq lists its product as uncharacterized. The record is from RefSeq and is a predicted model, not a curated record. Gene Ontology annotation, molecular function: transcription cis-regulatory region binding; DNA-binding transcription activator activity, RNA polymerase II-specific. The transcript has 3 exons. Lineage: Eukaryota; Fungi; Ascomycota; Eurotiomycetes; Chaetothyriales; Herpotrichiellaceae. The coding region runs from base 1 to 711 and encodes 236 amino acids. Gene Ontology annotation, cellular component: RNA polymerase II transcription regulator complex.